UUCACUGGCUUGAUGUAAAGAAAUGACAGCUGUUAGUCUUUAAUCCGCUUUUUACGAGGAACACAUCAGAUAAUAUAUUGUAAAGGCUAUCCAUUUUAUUUCUAUUGGUAUUUUGUAGAAAUCCCAUGUUUUGGUGUAUUGACUAGUCGUUCAUUUACCCCUUUCUAAAGCCUGUGGGGACAGCACCUCUACCUCCCUAUCACACAUACUCACACAUAAAAUAGAACAAAUUAAAACCGAACAUGAAACAAAAGCCCUGUGCACCACUUACUUACUCCAGUUUUAUGCUUUAUCACUUUUAACUGUUGCUUAUUUUCCUGCCUAAAAAACUUUGUGCUGUCUUCCCAGAGCCAUUCCCCUUUUGUCUUCCGGGGAGGGGUGAAUUGAGCAAAAGGAAGCCUGACUGGAGGGAGAGAGAUGAGUAUCUAAACUCCGGGGGAAGGGAGAAGUGAAGAUCCGAGUUCCUGCUCGCAGGCUGCUGCAGUACUUAUAGGAAUUUAUUUUCAUUAGAUGGGACUUGGUGUAUGUGAGACGUUUCCUUCUUCUUCCUGUGACUAUUCUUUGUGUUAUUAAUCUUACAAUUGCAGUAAGAUGGUUUGCAUGGACAAACUUCCCAACUGAGAGUCAGCUUGGUCCUUGAAAGCGCCUCUGUGCUGGUUGAAGAAAGAAAUGAAAUUCCUCACACUGGCAUUGUCUGUCCAUCGCUGAGUCAUCUGAAAUCAACGACCCCACACCAGCUGAACACCAUGAAUGUCUCAGUCGUGCCUUUUGCCAACAACACCCCACUCUGCUACUCCAUAAACAACCCUCCAUUCAAGAUCAAAUAUACCGUCGCAUCGGCUUACUUCUCAUCCAUCUUCACCGCUUUGGGUCUCACCUCCAAUCUCAUCGCCUUUGUGGUUCUCAUCAAGUCCUUCCAGCGGACACAUAGCCGCUCACGCUCUUUUCUGAUCUUCCUGGGUGGCCUGGUGGUCACCGACUUCAUGGGUCUUCUGGUCACCGGCUCCAUCGUGAUCUCCUUCCAUGUUACGCACUUUAAUUGGCGCCGGUUGGAUCCAAACUGCCACUUCUGCAACUUUAUGGGAAUGUCCAUGGUCUUCUACGGACUGUGUCCGCUGAUGCUAGGUGCCGCCAUGGCCAUGGAGCGCUUCAUUGGCAUCAACUGUCCAUUUGCACGCUUCACCAGCAUGCCAAAGAGCCGGACAGUCUCCAUGGUGCUGAUGGUGUGGUUGAUCGCCGGCUGCAUAGCUUUGCUGCCCCUAACAGGCAUAGGAAGCUACCACAUGCAGAUUCCUGGCUCCUGGUGUUUUUUCAACAUCGGCUCUGAGGGAAACAACCUGGCCUUCUCCCUGCUCUUCUCUUUGGUCGGGUUGAUGAGCAUUGCUGUGUCAUUUUUGCUGAACACGGUGAGCGUUGUGACCCUGAUCAGGGUGUGCUGUGGACAGGAUAGUACCCAGCGUCGACGAGACCACGAAAUAGAGAUGAUGGUCCAGCUCAUCCUCAUCAUGGUCAUUGCUUCUAUCUGCUGGUGCCCCCUACUGGUCUUUAUUGCACAAACUGUGCUGUCCGGUGAAGGCCUUAAGAUCAAAUACCUACUCCUAUGGCUACGAUUCGCAACCUGGAACCAGAUCCUGGAUCCGUGGGUUUACAUCCUGUUUCGAAGGGCAGUUUUUAAGAGAAUCUACCCCCGCCUCAACUGGUCUCGCGGCUCCAUCAUGACCCUGUACCCGUCUGUCAGAGACACCGUCCGGAGGUUCACACGCUCUUCACUUGGGAGCACCCUGGAUCCAGAUGAAACAGGAGAGCCGCGGAAUUCAAAUGUAACACCCCCAUCAUCUUUGAAGCCACCAGCUCCUUCUCCAUGAUUGUUUGGAGUUGAGUGUUGCAGCAGACAGAAUGUCAUCAUUGGUGUUGCAGAAUGUGUUUGACUGUGUCUUAAGCUCUAAUGAGUUUCAUGUUGAUUGUGGCCCGGAUAAGAGGCAGAAUUGCACCAAUGAUAUGAAAUAAUUGAAUAUUGUUAUUUUAUUGAAUAUAACUGAAAUGUUCAACAGUAUUAGCAAUGACACUUUAAUGUAGAACGAAGUAUAAAGAGAGAGCAGCUAAAUUCAAUUUUAAGGGAGAUCACACAGCUGCCCACUGCUCCUCAAACUAUCCUUUACACUCCUUCUCCUGCUGUGGGAUUUAAGAAUAAUUACCAGUUAGACUUAUAUACCAUUGUUACUAGCUUUGGUUGCCUACAACUUUAACCGCCAUUUUGUUUGCAUAUAUUUAGUUAGGUUUGUUUUUUUUCAUAAACAAUAAGUUAUCUAUUUUUAUUUUCUUUCAUUCUUUUUGAGACGCCGGGAGAAUCAUGCAAUCUUUGCUAGUGUCCGUGAGUGAGUGUGCACCUCUGUGUCUGUGCACGACUAAUCUCGCAUUCUACUGCAGCACUCUGCAUAAUAUUUUGGGUGGCCAGUAAUUGCUGCAUGUUUAAGGACCUCUCAUGGUUGUGGUGAAUUACAUUUUUUCAAAACACCUUUUAUUGCAAGCUCUACACUGCCUGUCACUGCCUGCUGACUUCUCACUCACUAACCCUCCCGGCCGGUAGUGAUAACACAGUAAAGUGUUAUCUCUGUCAGUAUUUGUUGUUGUCUUUAUGUUUGAAGAAAUGUUUUUAGAAGCACAGAGGGCCGAUGGGACACUAACAUCUUAUGGAUCAAAUUUGUAAUCCCUUAAUAAAAUACAGUUUCUGUAACACCAUAGUGCACACAAUUCAUCUAAAACUGAUUUAGAGCUAUCUACACGCACUGCCUUUUCUACAGGUAGUGCUCACUCAAGUGUUUAAUUAAGUUAAGUUUUAAACAACUUUUUACAGUGGACAGGGGCAUUCUUCAGGUGAUUGUUUUAAAGUGAUACUAUAUCCUGUUAAGAUAUUAUGCCCUUUAUGCUCAUGUACACUUGCUUGGAUGUUCCUGAGUGUCACAGUAGACCCAGGAAUAUGAUGUAAUUGUGUUUUCAGGCUCAUGCUAAGUACUGUUCAUGUAUCGUUUCCUUUCGGAAAGCACCUUGAAACUGUGUGACCUUAAAUGUUGAAGGAACAGUAUGUUGAAGGAACAGUAUCCGUGUAACUUUUGAUCCCCUAUCUUGUACAGGUGCUCAAGAGAAUAUGCUUUGAUUAAAAUGAAAUAUAAUUUAUAGACUGCUAGAGGCAUCCAAACACUUUCCGUUUAAACUGUUUAUACAAUACAUUAUAAUGUAUUUUCUAUGUGUUAAAUGUUUUGAUGAUGCAUAUGAAUCAAACCAGACUUUCCAUCCCUAUGUAACAAAUUAAAUAUUUAUGCAGUCAAUGAAAAUGUAAGGUUCAUGUUGUCAAUCUUUUCCACUGUCAACUUAAAAAAUGCAAACAGAAAUAUAAUAGUAUUAAAAUGAGAUGUGUUGCUGCAUUCAAAACAUUCAACAAAAAAGGCUUUAAGUGAGUAAAAAUUAUGUAAGUGCAGAAGGUUUUGAGUGUGCUAGUGUAAGUUAGUGUAAGUGGGAAAUACAUAUUAUGUUUAAAUCUGGGUGAACUGACCCUUUAAAAAAAGGCUAAAUCAACUACCUUACAUUCCUUUGAAAGGAAUGUGUGCCUACUUCGGUUUUAGAUUUGAAUAUGUUCUAUGCAAAUAUUUCUCAGACCCAGAGGGAUUCAGGACACCCUAGCUUAUUAAUGGUUUUCAUAGAAAAAAUGUUAUAAGAAUUAGCUUUACUUACCAGCUGAGACUGAUAAAGAAUCUUAGUAUGGGGUUCAUCAUAUCAGAUACACCUUCUCUUACCUCUUACCUUUUCUUUGGGCCUCACUGCAGUGCUAGUAAAACAGUUGUUAUUUCUGCAUCUCUUAGAGAUGUUUAACUGAAACGUCAAGUUGCUAGUCAAUUGUAAACGUUUUUAUGAUAACAUUGAACAGGGAUGAUUUCGUUGUUAGAUAUUCCAAAUUCAGCCUGAUUAUUCGGCCAGUGUAAUGACAAACAUUGUAGCAGUAAGAAUACAUUAUAAUAUUAUAGUUAUCAUAUAAACCAACUAAUGCAGUCAUGUCUUGCUCUACUGGAUAACCUAGUAACCCAGCUAUUUAUGUUUAUGAGUUUAAAAGAUUAUAUUAUCACUCAUAUCGGUCACUCAAUUACCAGAAGAAUCACUGAAGCAAUAACCAACAAGAUGUUUCUUGCUUUUCUCCGUAGCAGUAUCAUCAAUUGAAAAUGUGGAAUGUGCUUGAGAGUAAUGGCAUUUGAUUGUACAUAUAAAUAAAUGAUUAA
Messenger RNA from Anoplopoma fimbria (sablefish), 4268 nucleotides. RefSeq names its product thromboxane A2 receptor (gene tbxa2r). The coding region runs from base 747 to 1865 and encodes 372 amino acids. Lineage: Eukaryota; Metazoa; Chordata; Actinopteri; Perciformes; Anoplopomatidae. Gene Ontology annotation, biological process: adenylate cyclase-activating G protein-coupled receptor signaling pathway; positive regulation of cytosolic calcium ion concentration; inflammatory response. The record is from RefSeq and is a predicted model, not a curated record. Gene Ontology annotation, cellular component: plasma membrane. Gene Ontology annotation, molecular function: thromboxane A2 receptor activity. The transcript has 3 exons.